AUGGCAAGAAGAAACAAUUCAUCUGAACAAGAAAUUUCAGAAACUCUAGCUGAUUCAAAUUCAGGUUCAGAUACUGAAAUCAGUAACUAUUUUGAUGAUUCAACAUCAGAUAUAGACACUGAAAUCAGCAGUUAUUCUGAUGAUUCAACAUCAGGUUCUGUUGAAAAAGAACUACCAUCAAGAGAAAAUAAAACGGAAUUUCUAAAUUGGAAACGUGGAAAAUUUGUUCCUAAAUCAUUAAAUUUCAAUAAUGAUACGACAGGAAUAGCAAGUGAUUUAGACUUAGAAAACGAUCCUAUUGAUUAUUUUGAGCUUUUUUUCAAUCAGAAAAUCAUGGAAUACAUUGCUGAAGAAACCAAUAGAUACCAACAACAGAAUCCAUCAGCAUCAACACCAACAAGCCAUCAAGCACAAUGGUAA
This is a messenger RNA of Rotaria sp. Silwood2, 420 nucleotides long. NCBI's taxonomy places the organism in Eukaryota, Metazoa, Rotifera, Eurotatoria, Philodinida, Philodinidae. The record is from the annotation of a GenBank genome assembly.